CCUCCACCAACGGCACUCAAAUUGCAAUCCCCCAUAUGGGCUGUCCGCUCAUCAACCUGGCUCUUUUCCAGACGGUCUCACUCCGUCGACAUCUGCAGCGAGGAUGGCGAUGCCGGUGGCGAGGAUACGUCCUUUCCAGCCCUCGGACGAGAAGCUCGUCCAUUUCAUGAUCGGUAAAGCCAACAUGGAUGCACUUGCGGUCGCGAAUCGACAAGCGUACUUCCAUCCAUUGAUCCUUGCCCUAUGGGUCGGCCUGUCUGCCACGUUUGUUCAGGUCAUGGGCUGGUGGCCCGAUGCCGAGCGUGGUUCGUUAGGUUGGGUCAGACCCAUACCGGCGUUUGCAUGCAUUGCCGUGCCAUUGAUGUUCCUAUGUGACUGGUUCAAUCGCUCAACGUUUGAGGAUCAGACGCAAGACAUCCUGCACAGACCAGACGUAGCUGACAUCGCUUCGUACUAUUUGCGUUCCCCAUCAUCCGGGUUCUGGCUGCUCGAAUAUGGGGACAACUUCGUAGGCCUCAUCGCCGUGGACGCCUCCCCCGACUCUACUUCCAACAAAACCCUCUCGGAAUUGGCCUCCUCUAGGCAGAAAAACCAGAAGAUAGACUUGAAAAAGGGUACAUCAGAGACCGCCGCUAUCCGUCAUUUCUAUGUCGAAGAGCAGUAUAGACGAGCGGGCAUGCAGCACGACUUGCUCGCGCAUGCUGUCAAACACGUAUUCAGCUCAAGUCAAAAAGUCAAGACUAUAUCUGCUGUUGACUCUCCGUUGAAGCCAUAUGUAGGAGAUGCACUACGACAACAAGGCUUUGAACUCGAGCGGAAGACGGAGAAAGUGGGCAUUCUGAGAUGGCAGAAUACGGUUCGAGUACUGAGUAGGGAGCACUGGCGAGUUCCACAGGAAUAGGCUACACAUACUACUCGUGUACUGUCCAAGGCACCUGCGGCUUGUCUGAAUAGCGUUUAUUGACGCACGCAUUUAGUCGACUAAUCAAUAUAUUCCAUUCGGACU
This is a messenger RNA of Laetiporus sulphureus 93-53, 1006 nucleotides long. RefSeq lists its product as uncharacterized. The record is from RefSeq and is a predicted model, not a curated record. The coding region runs from base 104 to 901 and encodes 265 amino acids. NCBI's taxonomy places the organism in Eukaryota, Fungi, Basidiomycota, Agaricomycetes, Polyporales, Laetiporaceae. Gene Ontology annotation, molecular function: N-acetyltransferase activity. The transcript has 3 exons.